AUGACCGAUGCGGGAGAGCCCGAUUCUGGAACGCCUCGCCCGGUCACAGCAGGAACCGAACAAAUUACUGAGCUUCGAGCAGAGUUUUAUAGGCAGCCACGGGAACAGUAUGGGGUUCACCAGAAGGUCUCGUUUGUAUGGCCAAAUGAGCUGGCUUUACAAGGGUCCACGGCAGGAAAACUAGACGAACAGAGUGCUAAAAUCCUCCAAGCCCUAUCGGCAGACGAUAUCUCAAUCCAAUUAUCAACAGUGCUACCAGGGAAUCCUACCUACAAGCAGGGAGUAGCUGCUGUACGCAACACGCGCGACUGGUUUCCAUGCUCAGUCAUCUUAUACGGGCCAGACGAUAUGUUCGAAGACAUAGGGGCUUUCUGUCAGGAAUGUAAACUAUACUUGCAGGAUCCCAUUGGCUGCGAGUUGAAUGUCCCGUACCGCAAUCCUCACCGGAUUUCGACAGACAAAGAGAGGCCACUCUUGACCUUUGAACUUCAAAGCGACGUUGACCAAACAGUUACCGUUGGCAUGGCUCGAGACGCCAUCGAGAUUGAGGAGUUCAUUAUUACCGUAUGUCGCCUUACUAUUCGUAUUCCAUUUUCUGACAACCAAGAUAGUCACCAGAUGCAGGCACUGUACUUCAUGACGCAAAGAGAAUUGGGAUGGGCUUUCCAUGAUAAUUACCGAAACAACAUCACAGGUCAAGGGCAAUAUGAUCAGCCUACCAAGUUUCGAGGUGGAAUUUUGGCCGAUUCAAUGGGGCUGGGGAAAUCACUCAGCAUGAUUGCGUUGAUGCUGAAUGACACGCCGUACCUCUUCAACCAACCCUCGUAUAGUGGCUCCGCAGAAGUUGCAGCUACUCUCCUGGUGGUACCUCCCUCCCUCAUUCAAACCUGGGAAGAACAGUUUUUAAGCACGUUCAAAGCCAUUUGUGCACUAGAAGCUCACGCUCGUUGGGCUGUCACCGGCACUCCAUUGCAAAAUCGCCUUGGCGAUUUGGCUACAAUGUGCGAGUUUCUACGCGUGUACCCCUACGACAAUCGCGAAUGUUUCGAGAGUGACAUCAUUUAUCCAUGGAGAUCAGGGGAUGAGGAUGAGGCGAUCAGUCGGAUGAAAAGAUUGGUCAACAGCAUCCUCCUUCGUCGCACGCAGGGUGUUGUUGAUCUGCCUCCACGCACUGAUUUAAGGUACACACUCAAAUUCAACCAUCACGAGCGAGAACAUUACAACAUGGUUCAGAGCAACGUUGUAUCAAAGAUCGAUGCGGCCAUCAGUGGCUCCAGUGUCGCGACUACUUUUACCAGUAUCAUUCAACAGAUCAACGAGCUGCGAUUAGUGUGUAAUUUGGGUACCCAUCGAAGAGCCAGGAACAGUAUACUGCCGACUUCGACCAUCUGGGACAAGAGAACAGCUCAAAAGGCACUCACCACUCUCGCCACAACUGAAAAAGUCGUAUGCACCAGAUGCACCCUUGACCUGGACGCAACUUCCACGGUCAACUACAGCUUGGGAUCUGAACUGUCGUCGCCCAACUCCACUGUUUGCCUGUUCUCUUGCUUGAAAGCAAUCUGCAGUAGCUGUCUGGAUCCGUACUGGAAUGAACGAUGCGGUUGUUUACCUUCAUGCCCGAGUGCCCGAGUCCCCUACAACCCAGGCAUCACGUACUCAGGUGCCUCCUCGCCUUCUGGACCAGCAUGUGAAAUCAAUGACGAGCCGCUACCAACAAAGAUCAAGGCUUUGGUCUCGGACUUGCUAAAGCAGCCAAAGGGUACUAAGAGCAUUGUCUUCUCCUUCUGGACCUCAACUCUAGAUCUAGUACAAAAAGGCCUUUCGGGAUCUUUCAUCACAUACACCCGCUUCGACGGAACCACUUCCCAAUCCAACCGUUCAACCGCCCUCAAAGACUUCCGACAGGACCCUAGUAUCUCGGUCAUUCUAAUGACCAUCUCUUGCUCCGCGGUCGGCCUUGACAUCACGGCCGCCUCACGAGCCUACAUCCUAGAACCACAGUGGAACCCCACUGUUGAAGAACAAGCCCUAGCCCGUGUACACCGCAUGGGCCAAACGAAGCCAGUAACCACCAUCCGCUUCGUCAUGGAGAACACGUUUGAAGAGCGUGUUGUCGAGACGCAAGAGCGGAAGCGGAGGUUAGCUGAGUUGCUACUGUCAUCGGAAGAGCAGGUGGCGGAGCAUGGGGUUGAGAAGUUGAAGUAUUUUCGCUCGCUGCUGAGGUGA
Messenger RNA from Pyrenophora tritici-repentis Pt-1C-BFP, 2229 nucleotides. Its product is annotated as HepA, Superfamily II DNA-RNA helicase, SNF2 family. Gene Ontology annotation, cellular component: nucleus. The record is from RefSeq and is a predicted model, not a curated record. Gene Ontology annotation, molecular function: ATP-dependent activity, acting on DNA. Gene Ontology annotation, biological process: DNA repair. Lineage: Eukaryota; Fungi; Ascomycota; Dothideomycetes; Pleosporales; Pleosporaceae.